AGUCAAGAUCCAUCUCCCUCUACACCACCUCACAUCCUUGCCCGACAUUGAUGAUGUCGCUAUCAAUACCUAGCGCGCCCAACAGCGGCCUCUUCAAAGCAGGCUACCAAAACUACGAUGCCCAAGAUGGCGCCGUCCUGCGCAACAUCGACGCCUGCCGCGCCAUCUCCGGCACCGUGCAGACGUCCCUCGGUCCCUACGGCCGCAACAAGCUCGUCAUCAACCAUUUGCAAAAAAUGACGCUCACCAACGACGCCGCGACCAUCCUCCGCGAACUCGACGUCGUGCACCCCGCGGCGAAGCUGCUCGUCAUGGCGUCGCAGCAGCAAGAGGCGGAGAUGGGCGAUGCGACGAACAUGGUGAUUGUGUUUGCUGGCGAGCUGCUGAAGAAGGCGGAGGAGUUGUUGCGGAUGGGGCUCAAGACGAGCGAGAUUAAUGUUGGGUAUGAGCGGGCGGGACGGGAGGCGUUGAGGAUUCUGGAAGAGUUGGAGGUGGAUAGUGUGGAGAAUGUGAGGGAUGCGGCGGAGCUGGCAAAAGCGAUUCGCACCGUUGUUGCGGCGAAGCAGAGUGGGAAUGAGGAUUUGCUGGCGCAUUUGGUUGCCGAGGCGGUGUUGGCUGUGCUGCCCAAGAACCCGAGCAACUUCAAUGUGGACAAUAUCCGGGUGGUGAAGAUUAUGGGUGGCAGUUUGGAGCAGAGCCGGGUGGUCAAGGGCAUGGUGUUUGGAAGAGAGCCAGAGGGGACUGUCAGGAAAGCGACAAAGGCAAAGGUGGGGGUGUUCAGCUGUGCGAUCGACAUCUCGCAGACGGAGACCAAGGGCACAGUCUUGCUGAAGAAUAGCAAGGAGCUGUACGACUUCACCAAAGGCGAGGAGGCGCAGAUGGAGGCGAUCGUCAAGGAACUGCACGACUCUGGACUCCGAGUGGUCAUCGCGGGCACCACAGUGGGCGAGCUGGCUCUACACUACCUCAACCGCGCGGGCAUCCUCGUCAUCAAGGUCUUGUCCAAAUUCGAGCUGCGGAGAAUAUGCCGAGUGGUUGGCGCCACGCCCCUCGCCCGACUAGGCGCCCCCAUGCCGGAUGAGAUGGGCAGCGUGGACGUGGUAGAGACGAUGGAAAUCGGCGGCGACCGAGUAACAGUGUUCCGACAAGAGAACGAGCAAACCCGCACAGCUACUCUGGUGCUCCGCGGCGCCACACAAAAUCACCUGGACGAUGUUGAGCGCGCGGUCGACGACGGCGUCAACGUUGUCAAAGCCAUCACGCGCGACGCCAGACUCGUGCCGGGCGCGGGCGCGACGGAGAUGCAGCUCAUCGAUCGCAUCACCACCCUUGCAGACAAGACGGCAGGGCUGUCGCAGUACGCGAUACGAAAGUACGCGGAGGCUUUUGAAGUCAUUCCUCGCACGCUCGCGGAGUCGGCUGGUCUAGACGCGACGGAGGUGCUCGCCAACCUCUACACGGCGCACCACUCCCCCGCAACGAAGAAAGCAGCGACAAACGGCAGGAAGAAGAGCGCGAACGACGAAGACGACGACAGCGACGAGGAGUUCUCCUGCCUGGGCGUCGACAUGGAGAACUCCGACCGCACGGGCACACUGGAUGCAGAAGACGAGGGCAUCCUCGACCUCAUGGUCACCAAGUCCUGGGCUAUCAAAUUGGCGACAGAGGCGGCGCGGACGGUUCUCAGCGUGGAUCAGAUUAUUGUCGCGCGGCAGGCUGGUGGGCCGAAACCGCCUGGCCCGAACCCCAACUGGGAUGAUGAUGAUUAGAGGGAACGUCGAAGGGAACUGUGCGUGUGUAAGACGUAUAGCAUGGUAUAGAUCAAAGCGUUUCAUGAAGAAUAUCGCAAAUGGAUCACAGGAAUUGAUUGAUCUGGCUGUAGUUCAUGCCAGAGACAAUGGAAGUCUCGCAAGUCGCGCACGGACCACGCUACGAUAUCAACUUCACGUCUUGCCUUCACUCCUCCUUGCGCAACUUC
This is a messenger RNA of Neohortaea acidophila, 1978 nucleotides long. RefSeq names its product chaperonin Cpn60/TCP-1 family. The record is from RefSeq and is a predicted model, not a curated record. The transcript is spliced from 2 exons. Gene Ontology annotation, molecular function: ATP-dependent protein folding chaperone; ATP binding; ATP hydrolysis activity. Gene Ontology annotation, cellular component: chaperonin-containing T-complex. NCBI's taxonomy places the organism in Eukaryota, Fungi, Ascomycota, Dothideomycetes, Mycosphaerellales, Teratosphaeriaceae. Gene Ontology annotation, biological process: protein folding. The coding region runs from base 51 to 1769 and encodes 572 amino acids.